AUGUGGUAUUUUGUUUUUUUGUGCACUUUUUCUCUUGCUGGAGCUACCGAGUUUUUCAAUUCGAAAGGUGAUCUUUUUUCUUUCUAAAAAGAGAAUUUCUUUUCUUCGAAAAAAAUUCAAACAUAAUAAAUCUGAGUACAAAUUCCGGCAAAAGUUCACUGAAUCAUCCCCGAAAAUUAAAAAGAGUCCUCAAAAACUAUAGAUCCAACUGUUAUGGAGAAUAUUCGCUUUGUUCAAACAAAUUUACCUUUCGAACCAUUCAAACCACUUUUUUCAGUCCCACCAACUCAAGUAAUUCAAGUAUUGUCGCGGCAUUGUCGGAACAACGCUCACACAUGUCCAUUGGUACAAAUUAGUCUUCAUAUUCAAUCAUCAAAUCCAAUUUCAGAGCAUUCAAGAGACGGUUCACUUUUUCGAGAAUAUCAUCGGCGUGAUGGUUCAUCACGGUGUAGACUUCAAUGAAAAUCGAUACCAUGAGGUAGAUUUUGUGAAAAAAAUAACUUUUUCCUCUCCUUUAAUUGGAAGGACGACAGGAGGAACCUGUUUUUUUUUCCUGACUUUUCAACUCAAGAAAAAGUCGAACUUCUUUGUGAUUUUUGGCAAAAAAUGUCAAAUUUACGAAAAGUUGCGGUUUCAAACAUUCAACAGAAGCUUCAAAGGUUAUCUCAUUUUUUUCAGCAAAGGUAAAUGUUUUGUGAUUUUGGCGAAAAUUUGAAAGGUAUAAUAGUUGCGGUUUCAAACCCCUUUUGGAAACAUAGAAAAAUUUUAAUUUCACACAUUAUGAGUUGGCCCCCAAUAAAUCGUAAAAAACUAAAAGUUAUCGACUUCUUGUCUCUUCAAGUUCAGUGAAGACCUCCUUUAAAUGAACUGACACUACAAGUUGAGUUAUUUCUUCUAUUUAAGAGUGAAAAACAUAUACUUUUUUUUUCCAAGUUAAAAAUAAAAUUUAGAGUAAUAAAAUAUCAAACAAUUUAAAAAAUUAUACGUCUUUUCGUCAGCGGGCGUGGCUUUGAGAUCCCUUCCUAAACCAAACUAAACUGAAUUUUUAUAGAUCGGCCGAAUUUUGGGUCAUCUAGACGCUGGAAAAAAUGCCGAUGAUGUCAUCGAAUUCGAUCGCGUCUACGGUGGCGCCGUAGCUGAUCUGCUCUCUAGGGUCAGCGUUUUUGAACUUUGUCUCCUGAAGAUGGAAUAUUUUCAGUUCUCCGAGUUUCUGGCCACCGUUCCAGACGUCGAAAAGCUGAACUUUUCUCGGAACGUUCUCCGUCCUCCGCCCUAUGUUUGAAAAUUUGGAGCAUAUUUCUGUGUUUCGAUUGUUUCGUGAGUUCUUUGGAAUAAAGUGUAAAGGUUGAACGGCAAAACAUGAUCAAAAAUUAUCUCGAUCAACCGAAUGUAAAGAAUUAUAAAGAUUUAUUCAAUUUUUCAUAAUUCUUAAGGCGUCGGUAGUGAGUUCUUAGAGUUGCGCUGCGGCUUUUGGAAGGAAAAAAAUCGAAAAAAAAAAUUACCACAUUAAACUCGCACUCAAUGGUUUUCGAAAGCGUGAAAAAUAUGACUCAAAAAAAAAUAAAUAAAAGCCAGUCUGAGCGGGAUGCACUCCCUACGAAAGAGGCUAGCCUUCUAGAGUGACUUUAGCCAUUCCAAAUGCGGUCUUCCUUCUUGAAACUGCAUGAUGUUCUGACUGCAAAGCUGCAGAACGUGUCCAGGACCAUAAAAAGCGACUAAGUGACGUCCUGACCCGCUGAUGGGGGAAGAAGAGCCGUGACUUUUCGCGCGCUGUUGCCGGAGCCGAGGAUGAAGCACCUGUCGGCAAGUCGGACAGGUGAUAGUGUGGAUGAGAUCCGGUGGGGGAAAACACAGCGACGAGCCGCCCUAUCAGUUUGCUACAUCUUCCGUCCUUCCGUCACUGGCGCCGACGUUCAAUUUUUAGGUUCGGAAUUUUGAAAUAGUCCUUUGAAGCAAACUUUAGACAGCAUUCUGAGAAAAUUUUGGUUUUUGACAUUAAAAUUUUAAUAGUGUUUUGAAAGUUAUCUAGCCUACAACUACUUCGAAAAUUUUAAAGUCCAGUCGAAAAAAUCAUAAAACCGAAAAAUGUUUUUUUUUUCGUCUUUCAGUCUCUUUCCAGCCUUUUUUGAAGGCUUUCACCGCUCAGAAGUUCAUUUUUGACAUAUCUUCACUAAGCGUCCUUCAUUUAAAAACGUUGCGAAAAAUUUCAAGCUUUUGUCCCGAAAAAUAGAAAUUGAUAAAAUUUCGGUUUCCUUGUAAAUUUAUCAUAGUGGGAAUUACCGUAAUUGAGUUUGAUAAAAAAAAACUAAUCACAGAACUUCCAUAUUUAUCAUCUUUGUAUCACAAACCUUUAAAUAAAAAAAAAUACGGAACAAAAUUCAACCGUGAAAAAAAAUUUUUUUCCGCGCCACUACUUCAAAAAUCGCAAAAAGGUCUCAAAGCGAAGUUUGCACCAGAUUUUAUACUGUUUUGACUCGGAAAAUGUGUAAAACUUUCCAAAGUUUUCAUUUUUCAGAUUCAUGAUGCUGACAGACUCCAACUCUCAGACGCGAAAGAAGAAGAGCAUAUUUGAGAACAUUGACGACCUUAUAUCCCCAGAUUUCGACCCGACGCCGUCCAGCAGCUCUCCGCCAUCCAAACUCGAGGUUUCGAAAAAAGACCGGAGUUUUUUGGAAUUUUGGUGGUUUAAGUGUCCUUAUUGCCAGAAGGUCUACUUGACUUUUUUCGGUCUUCGGCGCCACGUCCAGUUCCACGAAGAAGGCAAACUAGAGCAGCAAUGUCCUCACUGCAAUAAAGUUUACAAGUGAGGAAUUUUUUCCCAAAAAGUAAAAAUGGGAGGUUUGAAAUAUUGAUAUUACCUUGUAAGCUUUUCAUCGUGGGUCGGAAAAUAAUUUUAAAAUCGAAAAAGUACCUUCUUUGGAGAAAAAUUGAUUCGAAGUCGGAAAGAAGUUUUAUUUUUUUGCAAAAAGUGCAUUUUGCAGUAAAGUUGCCCUAUUGAUAAAUUGUAUCGCCAUUUUCCGCUUUCCCGGACGUUCUGUGAAAAUUUUUAGUGGCCACCUUGCCAAGGACUACUUGUAGAGGACACUAAAGUGGCCACUAAACCCACCUUUACAGUGACCACUAUUUUCCGUUUUAGUGGCCACUAUAGAGGUUCUCUAUUUAGUGGCCACUUCAGUAGUUUUUCAUCCAGUAUUCCUUCCAGUAACUCUGAUAACUUUCAGAUUGGACCAGUUAUGUUGAUCCAUUGACCCCUAAAGUAGUCACUAAAAAUUUUAGUGGUCUAGUAGUAGCACUUAGACCUCUAUAGUUGCCACUAUGUUCCACCCCUUAAGUGGCCACUGAUUUGACUACUAUUGUGGCAACUAAAAAAUUUCCCAGUAUGUUUUCCCGUACGUUUCUGAAAAUUUCUAGUGAUACCUUUAGCGGUUUGAGUACUCUUAAGUGAUUAAUCAUGAUUAAAAACGACGGGAGCGCGUCCGAAUCGCGUUUUCAAGGUCUGAAUAUUUUCCCAAAUUCUCUAGGACCAGUUCAAAUUUUUUAAUAUUUCCAAAUAAUUUCAAUUUUUAUAAAAGUAGUCCAGUCAUUUGCUACCAAGUCUCAUGUUUAACAAACUCAAAGAAAAGCCCUAAAAUCAACAUAAUCGGUGUCGCAUCCGGAGUUACACAGGUAGCGGCAGGUUGGUUGCCCGGAAGAGUGUCACCUGCCGCAGUUUAUCCGGCGGCGCCAAAGCUUUGUUGCCAUCCGCUCCGGCGGAACCCUUUUUCAUCUUGAUUGGAAGUAUUUACCAAUCUGUUAUUAUAGUUUCGGACAAGAUGAAAUGAAGUUGAAAUUUUAGAUGUUUUCAGUUUUGGAACUGAAUCUAUUUUAAAGUUUCAAACCAGUCACAGUGAUGUAGUCCACGUAGAUGUAGAGGUCUACUUUUAACAAGAGUUGUUUGAGAUUUCGAUCUCGUCUCGAAAAAUCACGAAAUUUUUAAGGAGAUAUCUUGCCUAGAAGCAAAGUUCCUACGUCUCGAGAUUUCUCGACGAGUAUUCUUUUUUUUCGAAACGAAAAUGUCGAGUUUAAGGUCGAAAUUGCGGUUUUUGCAGCUUAAGAUAAAUUAAAAUCCAAAAAAAAAAUGGGGAAGAAUUAAACUCGGACCUUGGUAUCGCAAAACGGACGUGCUCCGGACGUUUCUGGGCACUUCUAGAGAUCACUUAAGAGUGCUGAGGCUACUAAAGUGGUCACUAGGAAUGCUCCGAAGCGCGCCCGAUUUUGGUGACGGAGAUCCGGCCAGUUAAAAAAUCGGACGUGCUUCGGACGUUCCAGGGCAUUUCUAGGGAUCACUCAAUAGCACGGACGCUACUAAAGUGGUCACUAGAAAUGUCCGAUUUUCGUCUGUUUCGCGCUACCAAGGUCCGAGAAAAAUGACAACUCAUUUUGUCCAUAGAGCAGUUUUGCUCCGAAUUUCACUUGCGCAUCCGAACUUUUUUCGUUUCCAAUGUCGAAAUUUUUUUCUGAUAGAGCUUUCAUACCGUUGGUACGUACGAGGUAGCUCUACAGAUUUAAUUUCUCAAAACUCUUUUUUUUCUGAAUAUUAAAAUAUACAUACAUCGAGGAUCCGACCAAAAUUGAUCAGAUCUUGGUAAUUUUUAAUCAAAUUUCUUUGGUGAAUUUUUUUUUUGAAGUCGCAAGGUGUAGUUUCUAGCAUCUCUGGUUAGAAAUAUUACCUAGAAUCUUGUGGGAUUUUCUUGAAGUUGUUCCUUCGUCAGUCCAGCUUUUUUUCCAAAAAAAGUCUUUUUCCAACUUCAAAUUCAUAUUUCCUCAACGAAUAAAGCCACCGUAAUCCAAGCAACAGCCACUGAGGAGUCGAGGUGCGGCCGGAGCAAACAAAUGAUGGCUGGAGGCCAUUAACACUUGGCUCGGCCAUCGUUCACCGUUGAUUGCCGUGGAGCCCUCCCAAACGGAUUGCAACCUACCUGUUCCGUCUCCUGCCUUCAACCUGCAUCCGAGCCUCGCCUUCCGAAACACACACACACAACACCUGUCACCUUGAGGCUCACCUGUGCAAUGUUGUACGCACACACACACACACAUCACGCCCUGAAGGCUCGGCUCACGUCAAAACGAAGCGAAAUGUGAUGGGAAAUGUGGGAUGUGAUGAGAUUGGUCUAGUAGGGCCUCUGAGUGGGACUGUGAAAGGGAAAAAAUUAGAGGCGUGAGACUUGACUGAAAGACAGAAGAAAAUGUCGUUUUAGAAGCAAGGCACUUGGCGUACAUUCCACAGAACCUGGGUUGAAACCUAAGCUUACUAGAGAACGUUUCUUCCCCCCUCCUCGGUUGAACUUUUUGCUGAAACUUUGCCGAAGUGUACUUUAGGGCCCCCUGAUUACAGAACAGAAAGAAAAUCUCGCAAUAGAUCUCGUUUUCGAGUUAGGACACUUCAAAAGCCCGAAAUAGCGCUUUUUGGCCUAAUUUGCGUAUUUUGUGGACUUUUAAGCUCCAUAACUCGGAAACAAGAUCUAUUGCGAGAAAUAUUUUUCUUGUUCUGCAAUCAGGGGGUCCUAAAGUACACUUCAGCAAAGUUUCAGAAAAAGUUCAACCAGGGGUGAAAAAGUUCCCUGGCUGGUUUGAGAAUUUCUUUAAGUUGGGCCUUCAUCGAGUUGGGCCUCAUACCUUGACAAGCCUGAUCCUUUGACGAACUUCCAAAAAUCAUAUUAAAAAUUCAAAGCUUCUCACGAGAAAAAAGAAAAAAAAUGUGUCUUAUACGAUUUUUUAAUUGAGUCAUGACACUCAAAACGCUUCGAAUGAAGGUUUUUCUCUAAAUUUUUCUAUUCUUUUCAAACUCAAAAAUUUCAUAACUCGAAUAAAAAAUCCUCAUAAGUACUAGAAAAUUUUGAGGAACUUAAGCUUUUUUUUAGAUCACCAGGAGCCCUCAAAAUGCAUCUGAAGACCCACUCGCUGCCUUGUGUCUGUGAAUCGUGUGGAAAGUCUUUUUCGAGACCUUGGCUCUUAAAAGGGCACCGGAGAACACAUACAGGUUGAGAUAGAAAAAAAUUCAGGAUAUUUUUUAUCAUUUUAGGAGAGAAACCGUUUGUUUGCGAAUCGUGUGGCCGAAGUUUUGCCGACCGAAGUAAUUUGAGAGCUCAUCAACAAACUCAUUCCGGCGAAAAACGGUACAGGUUAGUAUUAAUUUUAAGAAGAUUGAUCAUGAGUUCGAAAUAAGUUUAGAAGGUAAAAUUCAGAUGUGUCCACUGUAACCAAGCUUUUGCCCGAAUGCAAGUCCGAAUGCGUCACGAGGCCGCCUGUUCCCAUUUUAGCAACUCGUCUUCGUCAGAAAAAUCAGAACGCCGGUCAUGUGAAUGA
Molecule: messenger RNA, 6345 nt
Organism: Caenorhabditis auriculariae
Lineage: Eukaryota; Metazoa; Nematoda; Chromadorea; Rhabditida; Rhabditidae
Source: the annotation of a GenBank genome assembly